AUGGCUGCGAACUGUCGGGGCGAUAUUCGGCGCAGGAAGAGGGGAAUUGCUCAGGACGGGGAAGCAGCCCUUUUUCCAUUUCUUUAUUUCGUCUUCUAUCCACUUUGGGAUGGGGGAAACGAGACCAUCACUGAGGCAUGCGAAGGGUACUGGACAUUCUUGAAGUGGGAUGGUUGGGCACGACUGGCAGUGCGGAGGAGGCCAUUUACCACAUUUCUCUCAUCUUCUCGGGAAGGCAUCUUUUCAACCCUUUGCAGAAAUGAAGUGAUGACCACGAACCACAACACCUCGCGAAUGUGGGGUUACUCCGAAACAUCUUGUUACGGCAGUUUUUUGUACCAUAGAGCGGUCCCCGAGGUCCUGCGGGAUUGA
Messenger RNA from Colletotrichum orchidophilum, 372 nucleotides. RefSeq lists its product as uncharacterized. Bases 1 to 372 code for a protein of 123 amino acids. The transcript has a single exon. Lineage: Eukaryota; Fungi; Ascomycota; Sordariomycetes; Glomerellales; Glomerellaceae. The record is from RefSeq and is a predicted model, not a curated record.